Messenger RNA from Vicugna pacos (alpaca), 936 nucleotides. Lineage: Eukaryota; Metazoa; Chordata; Mammalia; Artiodactyla; Camelidae. The record is from RefSeq and is a predicted model, not a curated record.
GAAAGAAUGUCUAUGCCAAAUGACACCCAGUUCCAUCCUUCUUCAUUCCUUUUGCUGGGCAUCCCAGGGCUAGAAGAUGUGCACAUCUGGAUUGGAUUCCCCUUUUUUGCUUUGUAUCUUGUUGCACUCCUGGGGAAUGCUGUUAUCCUGUUUGUGAUCCAGAUGGAACAUAGUCUCCAUGAGCCCAUGUACUACUUCCUGGCCAUGUUGGACUCCAUUGACCUGGGUUUGUCCACGGCCACCAUCCCCAAAAUGCUGGGCAUCUUCUGGUUCAGCCUCAAGGAUAUCUCUUUUGAAAGCUGCCUUUCCCAGAUGUUCUCCAUUCACUUCUUUACUGCAAUGGAGAGCAUUGUGUUGGUGGCCAUGGCCUUUGACCGCUCCAUUGCCAUUUGUAAACCCCUUCAGUACACCAUGAUCCUCACCAGCAAAAUCAUCAGCAUGAUUGCUGGCAUUGCUGUUCUGCGGAGCCUGUGCAUGGUGGCUCCACUGGUGUUUCUUCUCCUGAGAUUGCUUUUCUGUGGGCACCAUGUCAUCCCUCAUACCUACUGUGAGCACAUGGGUAUUGCCCGUUUAGCCUGUGCUAGCAUCAAAAUUAACCUAAUAUUUGGUCUUGGGAAUGUGGCUAUUUUAUUAUCAGAUGUGCUUCUUAUUACUCUUUCCUAUGUCAGAAUCAUCUAUACUGUCUUCUGUCUGCCCUCCUGGGAAGCCCGGUUCAAAGCUCUCAAUAACUGUGGCUCCCACAUUAGUGCUAUCUUAGCCUUUUUCACACCAGCAUUUUUCUCUUUCUUAGCACACCAUUUUGGCCACGAUAUUCCUCGAUACAUGCACAUCUUCUUAGCCAACCUAUACGUGGUUGUUCCACCAGCCCUCAAUCCUGUAAUUUAUGGGGUCAGAGCUAAGCAGAUUAGGGAGCGAGUUCUGAAGAAUUUUUUUUAA